AUGGCCACGGACUCAUCCAGUGCAGAGACAAGCCAUAACCACAGACACACAUACCAGCUCCAUGCCAUUGUUUCAUGUGCCAAACUCAAGAGAAAGAAGAGCGUUUUCGGCGCUGCCAUUUAUGUGGAGGUGACAGCAGAGGGAGAGACCCGGCGCACGACCAAAUCUCAAAGCUCCUCCAACCUAAAAUGGAACGAGAGGCUCACUCUCACCAUGAAUGGAGCAGACCCGGGCCAGCAGUCCAGUUCCUGCUCAGCCUCCAGCGGUGCAGAUGGUCAGGUGCCUUCCAGUUCCUGCAGCCCUCCUCUCCAUCAUGUCCCCAGCCUGACCAAUGGAGAUGCAACAGCCAACUCCACCCCAGUGCACCAAUGUGCAGACGGAGACCCAGACGCCAGAAUGGUGAAUGGAAACUCCUCUGAGACUGUUCCCAGGCAAUCUUCAGCAUCUAGAAGGGAAGCACAGCCACCUGCGGGUGUAAAUGAGGAGAGCGCUCUAGAUGCUUCCCUGCCAAAUCCUGAAACCUCUCCAGCCGGCUCCUCCCGGCCUCCUCCUGCUUUCACACCUUCGCCAGCAUCGUCUGUCGCUGCUAAACCUGCCGAUGGCAUCGCUGCUGCUUCAACCACCUCAGCCUCUUCAACCCAGGGGGCUACCACCCUCACCGCAUCCUCAUCAUCGUCCUCUUCCUGCCCUGAGUCAGGAGAAGCGAGUGCUUCAGGAGCUGGAGGCAGUAGCAGCAGCUCAACCACAACUGAUGGGGUGAAGCCCAGGCAACAGGCCCCUAAUGCUCCAGCAUCAGAUCCUCUUCCACCAGGGUGGGAGCAGAGAAAAGAUCCUCAUGGGAGAACCUACUAUGUAGACCACAACACCAGAGCUACUACCUGGGAGAGGCCACAGCCAUUACCUACAGGAUGGGAACGUCGAGUGGACGAUCGCGGUCGGAUCUAUUAUGUUGACCACAACACCCGCACCACCACGUGGCAGCGCCCCACGAUGGAAUCUGUGCACAACUUUGAGCAGUGGCAGAGCCAGCGCAGCCAGCUGCAGGGAGCUAUGCAUCAGUUCAACCAGAGAUACCUCUACUCUGCAUCUAUGAUGUCUGCUGAGAACGAUCCUCUUGGCCCUCUACCUCCUGCCUGGGAGAGGCGUGUGGACUCUAAUGACAGAGUUUACUUUGUGAACCACAGCACCAAGACCACACAGUGGGAAGACCCAAGAACCCAAGGCACCAAAGGUCCACAGAUCGCAUAUGAACGCAGCUUUAGGUGGAAGCUCGCUCACUUCCGCUACCUUUGCCAGUCUAAUGCCCUCCCGAGUCACGUAAAGAUCAACGUCUCCAGACAGGCGCUGUUUGAGGACUCCUUCCAGCAGAUUAUGGCGCUGAAACCAUACGACUUGAGGAGGAGGCUGUAUGUGAUCUUCAGAGGCGAGGAGGGUCUGGACUAUGGUGGCUUAGCCCGGGAGUGGUUUUUUCUCUUGUCCCAUGAAGUGCUGAACCCCAUGUACUGUCUGUUUGAGUACGUUGGCAAGAACAACUACUGUCUGCAGAUCAACCCGGCAGCGACCAUCAACCCAGAUCACCUCUCCUACUUCUGCUUCAUAGGCCGCUUCAUUGCAAUGGCCCUUUUCCAUGGGAAGUUCAUUGACACUGGCUUCUCUUUGCCUUUCUACAAACGAAUGUUGAACAAGAAGCUCAUCCUUAAAGACCUGGAGUCUAUUGACCCUGAGUUUUACAACUCACUCAUAUGGAUUAGGGACAACAACAUAGAGGAAUGUGGGCUGGAGAUGUACUUCUCUGUGGACAUGGAGAUCUUGGGGAAGAUCUCUUCACACGACCUGAAACCUGACGGCUCUGAAGUUCUGGUCACUGAAGGAAACAAGGAGGAGUACAUCAGUCUGAUGGCAGAGUGGAGGUUUUCCCGUGGGGUCGAAGGUCAAACCAAAGCUUUCCUGGACGGCUUCAAUGAGGUGGUUCCACUUCAGUGGUUGCAGUACUUUGAUGAAAAGGAGCUGGAGGUGAUGCUGUGCGGCAUGCAGGAGGUUGACCUUCAGGACUGGCAGAGGAACACGGUGUAUCGUCACUACACCAGGAACAGCAAACAGAUCAUGUGGUUCUGGCAGCUGGUGAAGGAAGUGGACAAUGAGGUGCGGCUGCGGCUCAUGCAGUUUGUGAUGGGGACCUGUCGGCUCCCUUUGGGCGGCUUUGCUGAACUUAUGGGAAGUAACGGACCUCAGAAGUUCUGCAUUGCGAAAGUGGGGAAGGAGACAUGGCUUCCCCGUAGCCACACAUGCUGUCAGUAUCCCACUGUGAGCACAUUGACACAGCAGUAUUUGGGGAGGCGCUGCCGACCCGCUGCUCCCAGAGAUGGCAGUAGAGCCGUAACUGACUGCGGGGCCUGUGCGGUGACCAGCGGCCCUGACGUUACUGAACCACGGAGUGCAGUGAAGCAGCGCAGAGCCGGGAAAAAAAGGUAA
This is a messenger RNA of Cyprinodon variegatus (sheepshead minnow), 2472 nucleotides long. Its product is annotated as NEDD4-like E3 ubiquitin-protein ligase WWP1. Gene Ontology annotation, molecular function: ubiquitin protein ligase activity; protein binding. The transcript is spliced from 19 exons. The coding region runs from base 1 to 2472 and encodes 823 amino acids. NCBI's taxonomy places the organism in Eukaryota, Metazoa, Chordata, Actinopteri, Cyprinodontiformes, Cyprinodontidae. Gene Ontology annotation, biological process: ubiquitin-dependent protein catabolic process. The record is from RefSeq and is a predicted model, not a curated record.